AAAGUUUUGUUUCUACUUUCUCUGGGGUUCACGAGGGAGGGGAUCAGUACAACAACAAAAUAGCAAUACUUAUUUCGCUUUCUGGAAUUACGAGAAACGAAUAAAGACAUCUCGCAGAUUUAAUCAACUUUACAUCGACGUGGUAACGUUAGCUUUAGAAAAUCCAUUCCACGCGUUCGUUGCACUUGCCCCAAAUGCGUCUUCACUCAAAGCUCAUUUCCUGGAUUCGUGAUUUUACUCUAUAACAGCUUCUGCUUUGUGGUACAUCCACUGCAUGUUGCCAUGUGUUCCUUCAGCUUUUGGCAGUGCUGUUGACAACAUAUGUGGAGAUUUGUAUUGCGUUUCUGCAAAUGGAAUAUUAUACUAAUGAUAACAUUUUUGCAUCUCAGUAAGGAGUAUUUGACUCAAACAUGGAUGGAUCAACAAAUAGUCUUGAUGAUAUGUCGGCAGAAAGCAGCACAGGGUUUCCUGACAGGCUGUCGUUAAUGGAGGUACGCCUCCAAGCACAGGAAGAUGAAAUAACGCUACUGAAGUCCUCACUGGCCGACGCCUUACGCAAGCUACGCCUUCAUGACCAACAGAUACCCCUGCUAAAACAGCAGUUGAUUGCUGUGAACCCUGCUGCAGCCCGAGUGUUGAAUCAUUCCUGUUAUGUGGAUGGAUUGUCAAAAUGCAGACUGUCUACAAAUUCCCUUGAUGGAAUUCACCACCUAUCCAACAGCCAUAACUCAUUCACAGCUGAAAAUGGGGAGGGCGGGGCUAAAACCAUUUCCAACCACAAACCGAGCACUAGUGACAGGUGUACACAGACCGAGGCGUGGAUCCCAAUUUACGAAACUGCUCCACUGGCCCUAACACAGGACAUCAAGAGUCUGUCCCUUGAGGAUGCCUUGCCUGAAGUCGUCCCAUUUACAGAGGAACCAUUGACCAAGCUCCACAGAGAAGAGGAAGACAUGGACGAAGAUGAGAGAGAGAAGGACCACACGUGGAGCUCUGUGGUAGAAGAUACCAUCCAGCCCACCACAGUCAGAACCCUCCAGAAACAACAGAGCAAAGGCAGUGAGGACAGCCAAGGAUCAGGCCCUCACACCCCAACUUCCUCCUCUCCAGCACCCCCAAGAGAGACAACCACCAGCCCACAUGGAGGUCCUCUUUCCCCCAUCCAGGAGGGCGAGAAACAGCUGGUAAGGAGAAACAGCGAGAGGCUAACUAAAGACCCCCAAGACAAGACCAAACAGCGGCUUUCUAAGAAAGCAGCCUCAUCUACAAACUUGCUUACUCGUUCUCCAAGUCUGGAGAGCCGGGCAAAAGACCUUAUCUCCAGUGCAGGAUCUCAGGGGUCUAGAAGAGGAACACAGAAUCAGUCAAUUAAGAUGUUUAUUCGGGGGAGACCAAUCACGAUGUAUGUUCCAUCCAACAUUCUAAACUAUGAGGAUCUAAAAAUGGAUCUUCCAUCACAGAAACUGGAAUUGGACUGGGUCUAUGGUUACAGAGGACGGGACUGUCGAGCAAAUCUUUACCUGUUGCCAUCUGGAGAGGCUGUUUAUUUUAUUGCGUGUGUUGUGGUUUUGUACCAUAUCAACAACCAAACACAACGACAUUAUCGCAAACACACAGACUGUGUGCGAUGUCUCGCCAUCCAUCCAGACAAAGUGCGUAUUGCAUCUGGACAGACCGCAGGGGUGGACAAAGAUGGCAAGCCUUUACAGCCUUUCGUACACAUUUGGGACUCCAAAACACUAGUGACACUGCAGCAGAUUGGCCUCGGGACAUUUGAGCGAGGUGUCGGAUCAUUAGCAUUUUCCAUCUCUGAUGGAGGUACAUUCCUGUGUGUGAUCGAUGACUCGAAUGAACACAUGCUUUCAUUGUGGGACUGGAAUAAAAACACAAAGCAUGCUGAGGUCAAGAGCACUAAUGAGGCAGUUUUAGCUGUGGACUUCAACCCUACGGACACAAACAACAUUAUCACUUCUGGCAAGUCCCAUGUAUAUUUCUGGACCAUGAGUGCUGGGACAAUGACCAAGAAACAGGGAAUUUUUGGAAAAUACAAAAAGCCGAAGUUCAUCCUGUGCUUCGUCUUCAGUCUUACGGGUGAUGUGUUGACGGGCGACUCUGAAGGAAACAUUCUUACUUGGGGAAAAUCAGCUGCAGACAUUAAAACAUUAGGAAAAGGAGCAAAGGAGACAUUUCAGAUCAUGAAGCAGACGCGUGCUCAUGAGGGCAGUGUUUUUACUAUGUGUCUCCAGCAGGGUGGCACUAUACUCAGCGGUGGUGGCAAAGACCGUAAGAUCAUCCGCUGGAGUGCAGAUUUGGCUCCUGAAAGAGAGUGUGAGAUUCCAGAGAAAUUUGGGGCAGUCCGCACAAUUGCAGAUGUAGAUGGUGAAGAAUUGCUUGUUGGCACAACACGAAACGCAAUCCUCAGAGGAACUUUUUCUGAUGGGUUUGUGGCCAUUGUGCAGGGGCAUGUGGAUGAAAUGUGGGGUCUGGCCACACACCCCUCUCAGAACAUCUUUCUUACAUGUGGAAAUGAUCGUCAAGUAUGUUUGUGGAAUGCAGAGGAUCACAAACUAGACUGGUGCAUUAUACUAGAGGAGUCUGGUUUGUGUGCUGAUUUCUGUCCCAAUGGAGCUGUUGUGUCUGUUGGACUAAGUACAGGAAGAUGGGUUGUGCUGGAUCUGCAAACCAAAGAAGUGGUAUUAGACCUUACUGACGGGAAUGAGCAGCUGUCUGUGAUGAGAUACUCACCAGAUGGCUGCUUUUUGGCAGUUGGCUCCCAUGACAACUUUAUCUACAUUUACAGUGUCACAGAUGGGGGUCGGCGCUAUAUGCGAUUUGGCAAAUGCACAGGACACUCGAGCUUCAUUACUCACCUGGACUGGUCCAAAGAUGGAAAGUACAUCAUGUCCAACUCUGGCGAUUAUGAAAUUCUCUAUUGGGAUGUUGCAGGUGGCUGCAAGCUGUUGAGGAACCGGUUUGAGAGUAAAGAUCGAGAGUGGGCGUCCUACACGUGUGUGCUUGGUUUCCAUGUCAUGGGUGUGUGGCUUGAGGGCUCAGAUGGGACAGACAUUAAUGCAUUGUGUCGAUCACACAGUGAAAGUAUGGUGGCAGUGGCUGAUGACUUCUGUAAAGUUCACCUGUUUCAGUAUCCAUGUCCCAAACCAAAGGCACCAAGUUAUAAAUAUGAGGGCCAUGGCAGUCAUGUGACUAAUGUACGCUUUACACAUAAUGACAGUCAUCUUCUGUCAAUGGGUGGGAAAGACACCUGCAUUCUCCAAUGGCGAGCUAAAGGGGCAGGGACUGGAGACAAUAAGGAUCAUAUGCACUCCUCCUCUUCGGUCUCUUCUUCCUUUAGCUAUCCAGAAAAUGGAACACAGAGACACAUACCGUGAAUCAUGAGAGGCAUGUAUACUUUUUAGGAAAUGAAACAAGAAUGAAAUGUCUUAUUGCACAAUCUGUUGUGACACAAUCUAUUUUGGAAGGUUAUACCUGCUAUUGCAAAAUAUGUCAACAAUUUUUUUGAGAAGUCAUACAAAUGCAUAACUAUUCACUACCUACAUUCCUAAAUGAACUGACAUGCACCACAUGUUGUGACCAAAUACCUUGUAUUGUGACCAAAUUUGGGUGGAUCCACAUUUUACCCAAGAUAAGCCAAAUUUCACCCCAAAAUCAAAUGAAAUAAGGGUACAAUAUAAAAUGUCUUUUUUUUGUCUAAAAUGAGAUUAUUUUUAUUAUUAAUGAGUUUGGCCCAGUUUUUGCUGGGUCAUUUAUCCAGAAAUUGCAGUAUACUUAUUUUAUCUACAACUUAACUUUUUUUGUUGUUGUCUCUACUUACUUACUGUGCUUUCAUUAAAUUUGAAUUGUGUAGGUUUACAUGUUUAUUUUGCAAAUUUACAUGAUUCCUCAUUACUUUUUUUUCUUAGCCAUUAAAAACUACAUGUGUGUCAUUUAAUAAAGCAUCAAUCAUUUGUCUAUGUGAAGCAUAAUAUUGUUCAGUAGGAUAAUCUAUGCUUUAAUUGCUAUCAGGAAUAUGUCCACUUUCAAAAAACUUCCAAAAGACUUGUAUUUUAUUGAUCAAGUCAGAUGUGAAAAUUUCAAAUUAUUGUUUAUUCAAUAAAUAUGUUUUGAAGUA
Messenger RNA from Paramisgurnus dabryanus, 4129 nucleotides. NCBI's taxonomy places the organism in Eukaryota, Metazoa, Chordata, Actinopteri, Cypriniformes, Cobitidae. The record is from RefSeq and is a predicted model, not a curated record.